AUGUCCCGCCGCAAGGCUGGUAGCGCGCCCCGCCGAGUCGACCCCGUGCCUGCCCCCCACUCCGACGACGAGAUGGAGAUGCCGGACCUCACCAUCGAUGUGAAGCCGGAGCCAGACGCCGAGCCCUCCCCGGCCCCGCGGCGGGAGCUCUUCGCCCCGAGCAAGGCGCCCCAGCUGGGGCACGCGGGGGGCGAUCGCUGCCACUCUUCCGGCUGCCCGCCCGCGCAGGGCUCCCUCCAUACCCCCGGCGCACCCAGCUCCUGGGCCCUGUGGACGACUCUGGUCCCUCAGGCAUUCGACCGCCAGCCUUGGUCGGACAAACACCCCGAUCUGUUGACCUGCGGCCGCUGCCUGCAGACCUUUCCCUUGGAGUCUAUCAUUGCUUUCAUGGAACACAAGAAACAAAGCUGUCCGCUCUUCCGAGGCCCCAGGCCCGGCCCGGGCUCAGAACACGAGGAGCUGCGUGUCUUGAACUGCCUUCGCUGUGGCCGCCAGUUCACGCAUGCCUGGAAGCUGUUGCGCCACGCCCAGUGGGACCACAACAUGUCUAUCUACCAGACUGAGUCCAACGCUCCUGAGGCCCCGCUGCUGGGCCUGGCCGAGGUGGCCGCGGCCGUGUCCGCUGUGGUGGGGUCCGAGGUGGAGACCAAGGGCCUCCGGGGGAGCGGCCGCCGCAGCCCCACCUGCACCGUGUGCAAGAAGACCCUCAGCUCCUUCAGCAACCUCAAGGUACACAUGCGAUCCCACACAGGCGAGCGGCCCUAUGCAUGCGACCAGUGCUCCUACGCCUGCGCCCAGAGCAGCAAACUGAACCGCCACAAGAAGACCCAUCGCCAGAUGCAGACCCCGAGCCCCUGCUCCAGCGACUCGGGCCAGGUGCAGGCUGCCAUCGCACCCCCGGAGCCCGCCAACCACGCCACCGCCCCUGCCACCGCCAGCACCCUUCAGAGCAGCCGUGGGGAGGGGGCUGCUGCCACCGCUGGAGUCCAGGAGCCUGGAGCCCCGGGGGGUGGGGCUUCGCAGGCCAGCCCAGGGGCUACCACCUCAGACCAGGACUCAGAGCCCAGCACGAGCCAGGUGUCCCCUCUGCCGCAGAAGCCAGCGGGCAAGAGCCGGGGCCCUGGGGGAAGCUGCGAGUUCUGCGGGAAGCGCUUCGCCAACAGCAGCAACCUGACUGUGCACCGGCGCUCGCACACGGGGGAGCGGCCGUACACCUGCGAGCUCUGCCCCUAUGCCUGCGCCCAGAGCAGCAAGCUGAACCGCCACCGACGUAUGCACGGCCAGGGCCCAGGCAGCACCUGCUUCCAGUGCCCCCACUGCUGCGUGCCCUUUGGCCUGCGUGCCACCCUGGACAAGCACCUGCGACAGAAGCACCCUGAGGCGGAAGGGGGCGCCUGA
Echinops telfairi (small Madagascar hedgehog) is the source of this 1398-nucleotide messenger RNA. RefSeq names its product zinc finger protein 296 (gene ZNF296). NCBI's taxonomy places the organism in Eukaryota, Metazoa, Chordata, Mammalia, Afrosoricida, Tenrecidae. Gene Ontology annotation, biological process: negative regulation of dendrite development; regulation of transcription by RNA polymerase II. The record is from RefSeq and is a predicted model, not a curated record. Gene Ontology annotation, molecular function: RNA polymerase II cis-regulatory region sequence-specific DNA binding; DNA-binding transcription factor activity. Bases 1 to 1398 code for a protein of 465 amino acids. Gene Ontology annotation, cellular component: nucleus. The transcript is spliced from 3 exons.